This is a messenger RNA of Fulmarus glacialis (Northern fulmar), 2645 nucleotides long. Its product is annotated as ataxin-2-like. The record is from RefSeq and is a predicted model, not a curated record. Bases 8 to 2029 code for a protein of 673 amino acids. Gene Ontology annotation, cellular component: cytoplasmic stress granule. Lineage: Eukaryota; Metazoa; Chordata; Aves; Procellariiformes; Procellariidae. Gene Ontology annotation, biological process: cytoplasmic stress granule assembly. Gene Ontology annotation, molecular function: RNA binding. The transcript has 14 exons.
UCCACGGAUGUCUCCUAAGGCACAACGGCACCCUCGAGGUCACAGAGUCUCUACUGGUAGGGGUACAAUUUCAAGUGGCUUAGAAUUUGUAUCUCAUAAUGCACCAGGGGAAGCAUCUACUACUGCAGUGGCACGAGGCAGCCCUUCAGGUGGGACGUGGUCAUCAGUUGUCAGUGGGGUUCCGAGAUUAUCCCCUAAAACACACAGGCCUAGGUCUCCAAGGCAGAGCAGCACUCCCACGGGACCAGCUCUGCCUUCUCCUCAGCCUGGUACUAUUCCCACUGAAUCUGUUGCCAUGCCUGUUCCAGCUGCCUCUCCUACCCCUGCCAGCCCUGCAUCCAACAGAGCAGUUACCCCUUCCAGCGAAGCUAAAGAUACUAGGCUUCAGGACCAGAGGCAAAAUUCUGCAACUGGAAACAAGGAGAAUAUAAAGCCAAGUGAGACUUCACCUAGUUUUCCUAAACCUGAAAACAAAGGUGUAUCUCCAAUUGUUUCAGAACAUAGAAAACAGAUUGAUGAUUUAAAGAAAUUUAAGAAUGACUUUAGGUUACAGUCGAGUUCCUCUUCAGAUGCAGUGGAUCAGCUGCUAAACAAAACCCGAGAAGGUGAAAAAUCAAGAGAUGUAGUUAAAGAAAAGACAGAAUCAACCCCUAAAGAAUCUAUCAUAGAAACUGGCAGUAAUACUAACUCUAAUGGUGGCAGUAGCAAACCUAAUAGUCCAAGUAUUUCUCCUUCAAUAAGUAAUAGUUCUGAGCAAAAGCGAGGGCCUGAGGUAACUUCACAAGGUGUACAGACAUCUGGGCCUGGAAGUAAACAAGAUAAAGAGGAUAAAGAGGAGAAGAAAGAUACUUCUGAGCAAGUUAGAAAAUCAACACUUAAUCCUAAUGCAAAAGAGUUCAACCCUCGAUCUUUUGCUCAACCGAAACCUUCUACUACACCAACCUCCCCUCGUCCGCAAGCUCAACCUAGCCCCUCCAUGGUGGGUCAUCAGCAGCCAACCCCAGUGUACACUCAGCCUGUUUGUUUUGCACCAAAUAUGAUGUACCCGGUUCCAGUGAGUCCAGGCGUGCAGCCUUUGUAUCCUAUUCCCAUGACGCCCAUGCCAGUGAACCAAGCCAAGACAUAUAGAGCAGGUAAAGUACCAAAUAUGCCACAGCAACGGCAAGACCAACAUCAUCAGAGCACCAUGAUGCAUCCUGCCUCAGCAGCAGGCCCUCCAAUUGUAGCUACGCCACCUGCUUAUUCAACACAAUAUGUUGCAUAUAGUCCCCAACAGUUUCCUAAUCAGCCUCUUGUGCAGCAUGUGCCACACUACCAAUCCCAGCAUCCUCAUGUUUAUAGCCCUGUAAUACAGGGCAACGCUAGAAUGAUGGCACCACCAACACACGCACAGCCUGGUUUAGUAUCUUCUUCUGCAACACAGUAUGGUGCGCAUGAACAGACGCAUGCUAUGUAUGUUUCCACUGGCUCACUUGCUCAGCAGUAUGCCCACCCUAAUGCUACCCUGCAUCCGCAUCCUCCACAUCCUCAGCCUUCUGCCACACCAACUGGCCAGCAGCAAAGCCAACAUGCUGGAAGCCACCCUGCUCCUAGCCCCGUGCAGCAUCAUCAGCACCAGGCUGCUCAGGCACUCCACCUGGCAAACCCACAACAGCAGUCGGCAAUUUACCACGCAGGUCUAGCUCCAACCCCACCUUCCAUGACGCCAGGCUCCAAUACGCAGUCUCCACAAAAUAGUUUUCCUACAGCACAACAAACAGUCUUCACCAUUCAUCCCUCCCAUGUUCAACCUGCAUAUACCAAUCCGCCACACAUGGCCCAUGUCCCCCAGGCUCAUGUACAGUCAGGAAUGGUUCCUUCUCACCCAACUGCCCAUGCUCCAAUGAUGCUAAUGACGACACAGCCACCUGGUGGUCCCCAAGCCGCCAUCGCUCAAAGUGCACUACAGCCCAUUCCAGUCUCGACAACAACACAUUUCCCCUAUAUGACGCACCCUUCAGUACAAGCCCACCACCAACAGCAGUUGUAAGGCUCAUCUGGAAUAACUGAAAGGCUGGAUACCUUUUGUAGGCCAAAUACCCUCCUUCUACUGCUUCUGCCAACUGGAAGCACAGAAAACUAGAAUUUCAUUUUAUUUUGUUUAAAAAAAAAAAAAUUGAUUUCUUGUAACAUCCACUAGGAAUGCUAACAGUUCAUCUUGCAGUGGGAGAGAUUCGGACUGAGUAGAGGCAUUUAGGAACUUGUGGGCUAUUCCAUAAUUCCAUGCACUGUAUCAGAGUCCUGCAAGUGCCCCAACUCUGCUUGCUGAAAACUGGAAGUUAUUUAUUUUUUAAUGACCCUUCAAAGUUAUGAACUCAUCAGCUAGCAAAAGAAGUAACAAGAGUGAUUCUUGCUGCUAUUAUCACUAAAAAUCAAGACUUGGAGAUCCCUUUUACUUCUAACUAAACUUGAAACAGGUUCAGUAAAAAAAAAAAAAUUCUAAUCGUCAAACUGAUGAAUUAUUAUUUAUAAAUCACGUUUGAUGAGAUAAUCACUAUCGUGAGACAGUGAUGUAACUUUUAAGUUAAGAAAACUUUUACUUUGUAGAUAAUAUAAAAUAAAAACUUAAAAAAAAAUUAAAAAAUAAAAAAAGUUUUAAAAACUGA